CGGUUCUGUUCAAAUCUACAGACAGAGACGUUUAUAACGGUAAAAAUAAAUGCACUUGUUAUUUGUAGGUUGUUCUGUUUAGAUAUCGAUUGUAAAAGGGAGACGUUUGCACCGAGUCUCUGCUAGUGCAGUCCACUGCUGUCAGCGAACAAUGGCAGAGGGAGAGGUGGAGUGGGAGUUAUGCAAAGAGAACAUCCGGCCUCUGAGACGUGGCCGAGCAAUCUCCGCCCUGCAUCAAGCACUCACCCAGCAGCAAGAGGGCACCACUAGUGCUAUCAACCAACAAAAACAAACAUAUGAAUUAGAGCUGCGGAUGUAUGAUGGAGAUGACCCUCUUGAUGUCUGGGAUAGAUACAUAAAAUGGAUAGAACAGACUUACCCACAGGGUGGUAAGGAGAGCAGUUUGACUCUUCUUCUGGAAAGAGCAGUCAUGAAGUUUACAGAAGAAAAAAAGUAUCACAACGAUACCCGUUAUGUCGACCUUUGGAUCAAAUUUGCAGAAGACUGUUCUGAUCCGCUGGAUGUCUACCGGUACAUGCAAGCUCAGGGUAUAGGGACAAUGCAGGCAUCUUUUUACAUUGCAUGGUCUGAAGAAUAUGAAAAAAUUGGAAACUCACGGAUGGCUGACAGCAUAUUCCAAGAAGGUUUAAAGUGUGGGGCGGAACCUCUAGACAGAUUACAGCAAUUUCACAAAGCAUUACAGGCACGUGUGUGUAGGCAGAUGAUGACAUCAGUGCUUGAUCAGGAAACAGAUGAGCUUCCAGAGCCUCAGAGGGCAUCACUUACUGAACUGAAAGCCAAGGGAAAGAAAAAAGCUGUUGCUCCUGUCAAUAGGGUGACUGGAAGAGUUGGUUUUGCCAGGGGUCUGCAGUUUAAACAACCACUUGGGCCAAGUCACAACAGUCGACUUGUGAUCUUUGAUGAGAAUAAAGAGCACCCUGAGGCUCAGGAACUCGAAUUAGAAAGUUGGGCAGCCCCUCCAGCUGCUAAGGCCAAGGAGAAUGAACAGAAACCUGAUAAAUGGACCAAUGCUAAGUUGCCACAGAAGUCCAGGUUUGGCCAUAGUGUUGUCGCGCCACCUCCAAAGCCAAAUUUCCAGCCCUUUGUGGAGGAGAAUGAUCAGCCUCCUGUGGUAACUCCAUGUAAGAUCAACCCAGCAGUGAAUACUGUACUUUCAGCAAGGAAGCCACGUCCUGAGGCGCAAACGCCGCUGAAGAGGCUACAAGAGAGGCAGCAGCACAUGCAGCUCCAGCAAGAUGAGGAAGACAAAAGUGGAGAGAAGAGCAUGUACUGCAAGGAUCUGCUGUCCAGUGGCGUCACUGAGUUUUCCUUUGAAGAGCUGCGUGCUGAGCGAUACCGCCAGAAAUGCAGCCAGAGACCGGAAGCUGCCAGCAGUGAAGCAAGCAGCAAAGAACCACCACACACUAGUCAAGAGGACUGACGGGAGCAAAUCAGCAUGUCGAUGAUCUCGAAUCUGAAUUGGCCUCUACAGUCAAUGUUGGUUUUUAUUUUUAUGUUGGUUCUGUUUGUACAGAAGAAACAGAAUCUGAGAAAUCUUCCAAAAAGUGAUAUUUGUGGUGUGAUUUGAAUAUGGGCAAUGUAUCAGUACCUGAGACUUUCUCAUUCAAAUACACUGUUGCUUGACUGAU
Molecule: messenger RNA, 1649 nt
Organism: Neoarius graeffei (lesser salmon catfish)
Lineage: Eukaryota; Metazoa; Chordata; Actinopteri; Siluriformes; Ariidae
Gene: bub1bb
Product: BUB1 mitotic checkpoint serine/threonine kinase Bb
Exons: 9
Coding region: 152-1441 (429 amino acids)
Biological process (GO): meiotic sister chromatid cohesion, centromeric; mitotic spindle assembly checkpoint signaling
Molecular function (GO): protein kinase activity
Source: RefSeq, a predicted model, not a curated record